UCCCCUAUUUUACAGAUUCCCUAUCCAAUCAACACUGCAUCAGAUUACCUAUCAUAUUCUCUAUCACAUUAUAAUAAUAUUUCUUUCUCUUUCUUUUGUUUAUUCUUUUAACUUGUAUAAAUAAGAGAACAAAUAAUUAUUUUUUAACAUCUUUGGUGACCCGAUAAUCUAAAAAUUAAUCUGAAUUAAUAUAUUAAAUAAUUUAAAAAAUAAUUAAACUAAUUGAAUUUUUUCUCCCCACAAAAAUCACAUUACUACAUUCCCCUCACCUAUCCAACCCACAAAAAUCACAUUGCUACAUUCCCCUCACCAACCAAUCCCACAAAAAUCACAUUGCUACACUACCCUCACCUACGAUCCCUACAAAAUUCACAUGCCUACACUAUACCCUCCACCUACCAUUCUACAUCCACCAAUCCCCAAUGACCACUUCUAUAUAUCCUUUUUAUGAGCAACAUUUAUCUUUGUCAAUACCAAACAUCUCUCCCAUUUACUUGUUUACUACAUUCAUUUCCAUCAAUGAGACCAUUUAUCAAGAAAUUCGUUUUUAACUCAUCGUCAAGCUCUUCCUCUGAUGAUGAUGUUGAAGAUAUACUCCUUCUUGAAGCUGAAAGAUUGAGCUUGGAAAUGAGCAGAGGAUUGACAUCACGUGAUCGGCGUUUGUACAUCAACCGAGGAUCCAUACAAGGCCAUAAUAGACUUUUCAAUGAUUAUUUUGCUGAAAAUCCAGUGUAUCCUCAUGAUCGAUUUCGGAGAAGAUUUCGUAUGAGUAGAGAUUUAUUUUUACGUAUCCAGGAGGCAGUGGAAGCUCAUGAUCCUUAUUUUCGACAAAAAAGAAAUGCUGCUGGAAAGCUAGGGUUAUCUCCUCUACAAAAGAUAACGGCUUCAUUGAGGAUGCUUGCUUAUGGCGUCACCGCAGAUUUUAUGGACGAGUAUGUUAGGAUUGGAGAAUCCACAGCUAUAGCCAGUUUGAAGAAAUUUACAAGAGCAAUAAUUUCUAUUUUCGGUUCAGAAUAUUUGAGGUCCCCAAAUAGCAAUGAUAUUGCUAGAUUAUUGGAGAUCGGGGAAAAUCGAGGUUUUCCUGGAAUGUUGGGGAGUAUUGACUGUAUGCAUUGGAAAUGGAAGAAUUGUCCGAGUGCGUGGAAAGGUAUGUAUACUGGUCAUAUCCACGAACCCACACUCAUAUUGGAAGCUAUAGCUUCGUAUGACCUUUGGAUAUGGCACGCAUUCUUUGGUAUGCCUGGUGCUCUCAAUGACAUCAAUGUGUUAGACCGAUCCAACGUUUUUUCAGAACUUACACAAGGUCGUGCACCUGCUGUGAACUUUCAUGUUAAUGGCAAUCAAUACUCAAUGGGGUAUUAUUUAGCUGAUGGAAUAUAUCCUUCAUGGGCAACUUUUGUGAAGACAAUACCAGCACCACAAAAUAACAAGACAAAACACUUUGUAAGAUGUCAAGAGUCAGCUAGAAAGGAUGUGGAGCGUGCAUUUGGUGUACUUCAAGCACGUUUUGCAAUUGUGCGUGGACCUGCACGUUAUCUCGAAACUGAUACACUCAAUGAUAUCAUGAUAGCAUGUGUAGUCUUGCAUCCAAUGACGUGUUUAGCCACGCUGAAACUAAAGCCACAUCUUCCUUUGUGGAAAAGUUACUAA
Tripterygium wilfordii is the source of this 1650-nucleotide messenger RNA. Its product is annotated as putative nuclease HARBI1. The coding region runs from base 448 to 1650 and encodes 400 amino acids. The transcript has a single exon. The record is from RefSeq and is a predicted model, not a curated record. Lineage: Eukaryota; Viridiplantae; Streptophyta; Magnoliopsida; Celastrales; Celastraceae.